AUGACAGAGCCAAUGCAUGGUUUAAAGAUCAGAGGAAUGAGAAGUGUUGAUUCUAGUUUAUCUCAGUGUGUAAAACUGGGAGGCAGUGAGCUCCCAGCCUUGCACUCUGAUGGGGAUGUUGUGAUUGGAGGGUUUUUCCCUCUGCAUUAUGUUGUCACUGAGCCACAGCACAGCUACAACAGUAAACCUCAAAUUACAUCAUGCAGCAGCUUUUAUCAAAGAGCCUUUCGCUGGAUGAUGACUAUGGUGUUUGCAGUGGAGGAAAUUAACCAUAAUUCAAGUCUGUUACCAGGUGUUAAACUAGGCUACCAUAUCAUGGACUGCUGUGACCAUAUCCCCACCGGCCUGCAGGCUCUUUUUUCGUUAUUCAGACACUCUAAAACUGUCGACAGUAAAUCUUCCACAUGUCUGUAUUAUUCUCCGGUGCCUGCUGUGAUUGGUCUUGCAUCCUCUUCCCCUACAAGAGCUGUCGCUCACACACUUGGCCCUUUCAACAUACCACUGGUGAGUUAUUUUUCCACCUGUACCUGUCUUACUGAUAAGCAUUUGUACCCAUCAUUCUUGAGAACUGUGCCAAGUGAUCUCUUUCAAGUUAGAGGUCUCGUAAAGCUUGUCACAUUUUUAGGCUGGUUCUGGGUGGGCACAAUAGGAACUACGGAUGACUACAGCCUUUAUGGCAUCCAAGCAUUCUCUAAUCAGUUUGGAAGGCAAGGUGGAUGUGUGGCAUUUCAUCUCACCAUCCCAACAUCGCCCACAAUGGCUGAAAUACAAGAAAUGACAGAUACGCUGGAGAGUUCAACUGCUCGGGUUGUGGUGGUGUUUGCUACAGAAGGGCAGCUACUAAAUCUGUUCUUAGAACUAGCUCAAAGGAAUGUGACAGGGAUACAAUGGAUAGCCAGUGAAGCCUGGGUGACCUCGAGCCGACUGGCCUCACCCCAGUUUCUCGACAUUCUACAGGGAACACUGGGCUUCACUUUCCCUGGAGUCAGCAUCCCAGGCUUGAAAGAGUUUCUUUUGAAUGUCCGACCCUCUCGCAAACCAGGAAUGGAAUUUUUCAAUAUGUUCUGGGAAGAACAUUUUGGUUGUAAGCUAGAGUUUGAAACUUAUAAAGACGGUGAAUAUGCUUUUGAAAAGCCUGUAUGCACAGGGUCAGAGGAUUUGAGAAACACUGACAGCAGUUAUAGUGAUGUAUCUCAGGUUCGAAUAUCCUACAAUGUGUAUAAAGCUGUGUAUGCCGUUGCCCAUGCUCUGCACACUUUUUUGAACUGCGAUUCAGCAGGACCUAGCGGGGGAUUGUGUGAGAAACACAGCUCAUUUUCAAAUGGUCAGUUUCUUCAUCAUCUGAAAAUGGUAAAUUUCCACAACCAGUUUGAUGAGAAAGUGUAUUUUGACACCAAUGGAGAGCCAGUCCCUCUUUAUGACAUUAUUAACUGGCAGAAGGACAGCAAGGAUGAAAUCAGAUUUAUCAAAGUUGGAACCUAUGAUGGUUCAGCACCACAGAGAGAGCAGUUGCAGAUAAUAAAGAACAGUAUUGUAUGGACAAAAGGACAGUUACAGGUUCCUGUAUCUCAGUGUAGUGCUCCAUGUCCUCCCGGCAACAGGCAGGCCACACGCCAAGGAGAACCCAAAUGCUGCUUUGACUGUUUGCCCUGUGCAGAUGGAGAGAUCAGUAACAAGACUGGUUCUACUGAGUGCACAAAAUGCCCUGAGUACUUCUGGUCAGACAAAGACAAGGUGAAAUGUGUUGCAGGGGAAGAAGAAUUCCUCUCUUUCUACGACACCAUGGGUAUCAUCCUGGUAGCACUCACCCUGCUUGGAUUCAUCCUGACAUCCAUCAUCACAAUUAUUUUUCACAGUUUCCGCAACACACCCAUUGUCAAGGCCAACAACUCAGAAAUAAGUUUCUUGCUUCUCCUGUCACUCAAGCUCUGUUUCCUGUGUUCUCUGGUGUUCAUUGGUCAGCCAUCUUGGUGGACAUGCAGGCUCCGCCAAGCAGCAUUUGGAAUCAGCUUUGUUCUGUGUCUCUCUUGCUUACUUGUUAAGACCAUUGUGGUCCUCCUGGCUUUCCGGACUAGUAUAUCUGGUUCCAGGGGUUGGAAGCUGUUUGGAACAUCUCAGCAGAGGAUUCUGAUCAUCUGUACGACAGCUCCUCAGAUUUGUCUCUGUUCUGGCUGGGUGUUGGGAGCACCUCCCUUUCCAUUCAGGAACCCAAACUACCAAGCUUUAACUGGAAAAGCAGGCAGGAAAAGACCCAAAUGCAGACUCAAAGAGACAAUAACUUGA
Messenger RNA from Pundamilia nyererei, 2283 nucleotides. Its product is annotated as extracellular calcium-sensing receptor-like. Gene Ontology annotation, cellular component: plasma membrane. The record is from RefSeq and is a predicted model, not a curated record. Gene Ontology annotation, biological process: G protein-coupled receptor signaling pathway. Gene Ontology annotation, molecular function: G protein-coupled receptor activity. Bases 1 to 2283 code for a protein of 760 amino acids. Lineage: Eukaryota; Metazoa; Chordata; Actinopteri; Cichliformes; Cichlidae. The transcript is spliced from 13 exons.